This is a messenger RNA of Verticillium nonalfalfae, 2001 nucleotides long. RefSeq lists its product as uncharacterized. Gene Ontology annotation, biological process: monoatomic ion homeostasis; monoatomic anion transport; borate transport. The transcript is spliced from 4 exons. Lineage: Eukaryota; Fungi; Ascomycota; Sordariomycetes; Glomerellales; Plectosphaerellaceae. Gene Ontology annotation, molecular function: solute:inorganic anion antiporter activity; borate efflux transmembrane transporter activity. The coding region runs from base 1 to 2001 and encodes 666 amino acids. The record is from RefSeq and is a predicted model, not a curated record. Gene Ontology annotation, cellular component: plasma membrane; fungal-type vacuole.
AUGGUCUCUGCCAGCACGGACGACACCAAGAUGGGUGCCGCUGACCCGGCUCCCGACGUUCCUCGUCCUGUCGAUACUGAGCCUCGCUCUGUCGAUACUGAGCCUCGCUCUGUCGAUACUGAGCCUCGUUCUGCCGAGACUGCGGUCGAGACCCCCACCACAACAUCACCUCCCCACAACGGCCCCGGCAAGUGGUGGCAGGUCCGUCUCUUCCGUGGCAUGAUCAACGAUGUCCGUCGUCGAGCACCCUACUACGGCAGUGACUGGAAAGACGCCUGGGAUUACCGUGUUGUGCCUGCGACGGUGUACAUGUACUUUGCCAACAUCUUGCCGGCCCUCGCCUUCUCCCUCGACAUGUUCACCAGCACCGGCUCCAGUUACGGCGUCAACGAGGUCCUGUUGGCCUCCGUCCUCGGCUCCGUCCUGUUCUCUCUCUUCGCGUGCCAGCCCCUCGUCAUCGUCGGUGUGACGGGGCCCAUCACCGUGUUCAACUACACCGUCUACGACAUCAUGGAGCCCACUGGUGUCAACUAUCUCGCCUUCAUGUGUUGGAUCGGUAUCUGGUCGCUCAUCCUUCACUGGAUUCUUGCCAUCACCAACUCGUGCAACUGGCUGCGAUGGGUCACCCGCUUCCCCUGUGACAUCUUUGGCUUCUACGUCGCCUUCAUCUAUCUGCAGAAGGGCAUCCAGGUGCUCGAGCGACUCCCCGACGGACCUGGCUUCUACCUGUCCAUCGUUGCCGCCCUGCUCGUCUUCAUGGUCGCGUACAUCUGCGGCGAGCUCGGGACGAGCGGUCUCUUCCACCACCACAUCCGCGUCUUCCUCAAGGACUACGGCACACCUUUGACGCUCAUCUUCUUCACCGGUUUCGUCUACAUCGGACGCAUGUCUGACGUCCACCUGGAGAGGCUACCCACCAGCGUCGCCUUCUUGCCGACGGCGGACCGCGACUGGCUUGUCGAUUUCUGGAACAUCAGCGUUGGCGACAUAUUCCUGGCUCUGCCCUUUGCCAUUCUUCUGACCAUCCUCUUCUGGUUCGACCACAAUGUCUCCUCGCUCAUCGCACAAGGCACCGAGUUUCCUCUUCGAAAGCCUCCUGGCUUUCACUGGGACUUCUUCCUGCUUGGCCUCGCCGUUGGUGUCGCCGGUAUCCUCGGCCUUCCUUUUCCCAAUGGCCUCAUCCCCCAAGCCCCCUUCCACACCGAAGCUCUCACCGUCAAGAAGGCUCGCCCCGAAACAGACGAGAAGGGCAACCUGACGGGCUCCCAUGUCGUCGAGCCGAGCCACGUGGUUGAGCAGCGCUUCUCAAACCUCGCGCAAGGCCUGCUUACGCUCGGUACCAUGACCGGCCCACUGCUCGUCGUCCUCCACCUCAUCCCACAUGGUGUUCUUGCCGGCUUGUUCUUCGUCAUGGGUGUCCAAGCCCUCGAAGCCAACGGCAUCACAGCCAAACUCCUCUUCCUCGCUCGCGAUCGAGCUCUCACGCCGCCGGCGCACCCACUGCGUCAAGUCCGCCGUCGUGUCAUCUGGAUCUUUGUCGGCAUUGAGCUGCUUGGGUUUGCCGUCACGUUCGCCAUCACGCAGACAGUGGCAGCCGUGGGCUUCCCCGUGUUCAUCAUGCUGCUCAUUCCUGUGAGGGCCCUGCUGUUGCCCAAGUGGUUCACGGUCCGGGAGCUCGCCGCCCUCGACGAGCCGACUGCCUCGCCGUUCAUCAUGGAGAACGUAGGAGGCGCAUACGGCGGACCACCCGCUGGAGCCGACGACGUGGAAAGGGCCGUGAGCGCCACGGCGGCGAGGAGGCCGAGCAGGAGAUACAGCGAGCAAGAACUGCGACACCGUGACGGGGUGUUUGCUUCUCCUGGAGCUCCGAGACGCAGCGAAGAGGAUGUCGCAGAACGGGGCAUGUUGACGAGCACGGCAACUAGGAGGAGCAGUCGCGGUGCGGCAAGCUCGAGGGCAGCGCUGAGCCGCGUCGGCUCGGGGGGUUCGAAGCACGAUUAA